AAACAGCAACCGUCGAUCUGGAUCCCUAAUGAAUCUACCCCAUAUUGCGGACACCAAGGGACCUCCCCCACCACCACUUGCCUAUAAAACUCGCCCCCUUCCAUCCCCUCAAACUCGCCAUUCUCUCACAGGGCUCUGCUUUGAGAAAACUUGCUCAUUGUCACACUCUCUCUCUCCCCGAAUCCGAGCUUUGCAGAAAUGGAGACCUUCCUAUUCACAUCCGAAUCAGUCAAUGAGGGACACCCAGACAAGCUCUGCGACCAGGUCUCCGAUGCAGUACUCGAUGCCUGCCUAGCACAGGACCCCGAUAGCAAGGUUGCUUGUGAGACUUGCACCAAAACCAACAUGGUCAUGGUCUUUGGAGAAAUCACAACCAAGGCCAAUAUAGAUUAUGAGAAAAUUGUGCGUGACACUUGCCGUGCAAUCGGAUUUGUCUCUGAUGAUGUGGGAUUGGAUGCUGACAACUGCAAGGUCCUCGUCAACAUUGAGCAGCAAAGCCCUGAUAUUGCCCAGGGUGUCCAUGGGCAUCUCACCAAGCGACCUGAGGAGAUUGGUGCUGGUGACCAGGGCCACAUGUUUGGCUAUGCUACAGAUGAAACCCCUGAGUUGAUGCCUCUUAGUCAUGUUCUUGCUACUAAGCUUGGUGCUCGAUUAACUGAUGUCCGAAAGAAUGGUACUUGUGCAUGGCUGAGACCCGAUGGUAAAACCCAAGUGACUGUUGAGUACCGCAAUGACAAGGGUGCCAGGGUCCCUAUUCGGGUCCACACUGUUCUCAUCUCUACUCAACAUGACGAGACUGUCACUAAUGAUGAGAUUGCUGCUGAUCUUAAAGAGCAUGUCAUCAAGCCUGUUAUUCCCGAGAAGUAUCUAGAUGAGAAGACUAUCUUCCAUCUUAACCCAUCUGGCCGUUUUGUUAUUGGUGGACCUCAUGGUGAUGCUGGACUUACUGGCCGCAAGAUUAUCAUUGACACCUACGGUGGGUGGGGUGCUCAUGGUGGUGGUGCAUUCUCCGGAAAAGACCCCACCAAGGUUGAUAGGAGUGGAGCUUAUAUUGUGAGGCAGGCUGCGAAGAGUAUUGUUGCAAAUGGGCUUGCUCGGAGGUGCAUCGUGCAGGUUUCAUAUGCCAUUGGUGUUCCGGAGCCUUUGUCUGUGUUUGUGGAUACAUAUGGGACUGGAAAGAUUCCCGACAAAGAAAUUCUCAAGAUUGUAAAGGAGAGCUUUGAUUUCAGGCCGGGCAUGAUCUCCAUUAACCUGGAUCUCAAACGGGGUGGCAAUGGCAGGUUUUUGAAGACUGCUGCCUAUGGGCAUUUUGGCAGAGACGACCCUGACUUCACAUGGGAAGUGGUUAAGCCCCUCAAGUGGGAUAAGGUUCAAGCUUAAUGAAGACAAAGACGUCAUUGUUGCCUGCUGAUCUGCCUUGCCUCUUGGCCUAUAUGUUAUUACUUUUCGUUCCAUUUGUUAUGAGUUAUGACUUUUGGUUCCAUUUGUUUGUUACUCCUGAAAAAAUUGGCUUCAAAAAAUCCUGUUGGUUAUUUCCACAGGGGAUCCAUAAGUGAAUUUGUUACUGCUGGAGAUUAUAUUUUUAUAUAAUAUGCCAUAAAAGAGUUUGUUGCUAUUUGGCAGCAGAGCUGAAAUUGUAUGAUUGCUCCCUAGGAUCAAGUAAUAUCAUCUCAUGCCCAAGACACCAUGGCUGUGCUUUGAAAACAAGAGUAGUUCCAUAUGCACUAAAAAUUGUAUGCAUCUCCAGAGCGCUCAAAAUAAGCGCUUGUUCAGAUAGGCACUUUUUGUUGUGAGUUGGUGUCUUGAGGAGAAUCAAGGAGAGAUUCAAAACAGCAAUUGUUUGUCAUUUAGAUUGGACAUUGGAAAACAAUAUGGUGAUUAGCUCUAGUUUCUGCAUAUUUUUGGGACAUCUGCCGGACCCCUGUAGUAAUAUAACAAGGCAAUAAGUCAAACGUGGAACGCCAUUUGACAGAUAUGAAACUUACCUGCUUCUGCUUCAGCAACAGGGCAACUAUGCCAAUUGCCAAGCAGUUUUGUUCGAACACAAACAGACAGAUACAGCAGGUGGUUGGUUACAUUCGCAGCCAGUUUCUUCCGUCAGAAUCUACCUUUAGGAAGUUCGACAGAUGGGAUAUGACCAUAGCUUCAUGGCAUGAUUGCCUUGGAAAGGAAAAAACAUCUAUUUUAGAGCACAUCUAGCAGAGGUUAGGCUAGGCUAGGCGUAUUGGAUUGUAAAUUCUUGUACAAGUGUUUCUUUAUUGCUCAAUACA
Messenger RNA from Ilex paraguariensis (yerba mate), 2270 nucleotides. The record is from the annotation of a GenBank genome assembly. Lineage: Eukaryota; Viridiplantae; Streptophyta; Magnoliopsida; Aquifoliales; Aquifoliaceae.